AUGAUAUCCCGACGAAUUAGACGCGAACGUAAAGAAUGGUUAGAUACGGCCAGGAGUGAAGAAAGAAGAGUAGCAGCAAAAAAGAGGAGAGACCAAUUAUAUGCUGCUUAUGAAAGAGAAGCAGUUGUUCCCAAAGAAAUUCGCCAUGAAAUCGCCGAAGGUAAACUUACAGCCGAAGAAGCUCUUCAAGAAGCUAUCUAUGCCAGUGGAGAGUUAGAAAAAGAAGAUGAAUUCACCAAUCAAGAAGAGCCUCGACCAAUUAUUACUACUUCUCGUUCACCUUCUGAUCCUCUAACUAGAUUUGCUAAGAUGCUUAAACAUCUCUUUCCUAAUGCCGAGAAGAUCAAUCGUGGUAAGCACAUGAUGAAAGAGUUAGUUACAAUGGCCAUUGAAAAAGGACAUACUGAUUUAAUUAUGGUUAAUGAACAUAAGGGUAAUCCUUCUUCUUUAGUUAUUUCCCACUUACCACACGGUCCAACGGCUUACUUUUCAUUGCACCAUGUAGUGACUACUGAGACAGAAUCAAGCAGUGGAGCUAAUCCAGCUCUUAUUUUUGAUAACUUAACUACUCCACUAGGUCUACGUAUUAAACGGAUUCUAUCUUCACUCUUCCCGGCUUUAACACCACGAGAGAAGCCGAAGAAGAUAGUUGCUUUUGUUAAUCGGGAGGACAGUAUCUUCUUUUCUCAGUAUAAGAGUAGCUUUGCCCAAGGUAUUCCUACUUUGGAGAAGAUCAGUCCGUCUUUCACAAUGAAGCUUUAUGAGAUAAGAGCAGGCACUCUAGAGAUGGACUAUGCCGAUAAAGAGUUCGUUUUCCGGCCAUAUCUUAACACGGCUCGUAAGAAGCUCUAUCUUGGAGAAGAACUAGAUGAUUUAAAUUAG
Nematocida homosporus is the source of this 882-nucleotide messenger RNA. RefSeq names its product U3 small nucleolar ribonucleoprotein IMP4. Gene Ontology annotation, cellular component: preribosome, large subunit precursor; nucleolus. Gene Ontology annotation, molecular function: rRNA primary transcript binding. Lineage: Eukaryota; Fungi; Microsporidia. The transcript has a single exon. Gene Ontology annotation, biological process: maturation of LSU-rRNA; maturation of 5.8S rRNA. The record is from RefSeq and is a predicted model, not a curated record. Bases 1 to 882 code for a protein of 293 amino acids.